This is a messenger RNA of Suillus clintonianus, 480 nucleotides long. RefSeq lists its product as uncharacterized. NCBI's taxonomy places the organism in Eukaryota, Fungi, Basidiomycota, Agaricomycetes, Boletales, Suillaceae. The transcript has a single exon. The record is from RefSeq and is a predicted model, not a curated record. The coding region runs from base 1 to 480 and encodes 159 amino acids.
AUGGCUCCCAUUGGGGACCGCAUAUGUAAAGCACCUACGUGUAAAGCGGCUCCCAUUGGGGACCGCAUCACCACAGCAUCAGUAUAUGCGGCGGCUCCCAAUGGGGACCGCACUGCUGCAGCACCCACCUAUGAGGCAGUUCCAAUUGGGGACCGCACAUCUGAAACACCCAUGUGUGAGGCGGCUCCCAUUGGGGACCGCAUGUCUGAAGCACCCAUAUGUGAGGCGGCUCCCAAUGGGGACCGCACAUCUGAAACACCCAUGUGUGAGGCGGCUCCCAAUGGGGACCGCACAUCUGAAACACCCAUGUGUGAGGCGGCUCCCAUUGGGGACCACACUUCUGAUACACAGAGUUGUGAGGUGGCUCCCAUUGGGGACCGCAUGUCUGAAGCACCCAUAUGUGAGGCGGCUCCCAAUGGGGACCAUAUCUCUGAAGCACCCCAUAUGAGGCGGCUCCCAUUGGGGACCGUCUGUACAUGA